Messenger RNA from Pseudocercospora fijiensis CIRAD86, 938 nucleotides. RefSeq lists its product as uncharacterized. Gene Ontology annotation, biological process: mitochondrial respiratory chain complex IV assembly. The record is from RefSeq and is a predicted model, not a curated record. Bases 184 to 537 code for a protein of 117 amino acids. NCBI's taxonomy places the organism in Eukaryota, Fungi, Ascomycota, Dothideomycetes, Mycosphaerellales, Mycosphaerellaceae. Gene Ontology annotation, cellular component: mitochondrion; respiratory chain complex IV; mitochondrial intermembrane space. The transcript has 2 exons.
AGACUAUUAAAUCCUUUCAUUACUGCGAAAGUUAGCAGUGUUCUAGCAGACCCGCAGAAAAUUGCUAUCGACGGAUCGAGCUAUUAGAAUUCCCACCGAGAGACUUCACCCAGAUUGAGAAUCAGGAACACUGUCAUCAUAGCAGGCUUCAUCGCGUACAUCCUCUCGGAAAAUUCUCCAAGGAUGGGGUGGUUCUCUUCAUCGAAUGCGGGGCAGAACACUCCUCCAGCUCCUGAGGCGUCCAAAGAUGGGGGAUACAUUGCGCCAGAUCGAACAGCAAGAGCAGCAUGCUGGGAGGGCAGAGAUUCAUUCUUCCGAUGCCUAGACCGACACGACAUUAUCGACAGUGCGAAGCCAGAGGGCGACAAGAAAGCUAGAGAGCUUUGUUCAAAAGAGUUGGCAGAAUUCGAGAAAACUUGCGCAAGCAGUUGGGUCACGUAUUUCAAGAAGCGAAGGGUCAUGGAGUAUCAGCGAGACCAGACUUUGAAGAAGCUGAAUGCUGAAGGCGCGCAGCCAAUGCAGAUUACUGGAAGAUGAGGGGACCAAUACAACCAUACCAACACUCCACUCACAAGCUACGAUAUCGCUAUCGCUACGCACCAAGCCUCCUCUGCUCGGCCAUCGCCGAUCUAGUGCUAUUAAAGCCUCCUCAUCAAAGUCGUGAUGUCGAGAGAACGAUCAAAGCAGAGAUGCAUGGUUGCCAGACAUGGUGUGCGGAGCAGGCUACUGGUCUAGAAUUUUGCCCAGCACAUCGGAUCAGUGCCGCCCAGUAGAAUUAUUCUGGGCGUGGUGCUACAGAAGGAAGUUGAUCUCGGAGCUUUCCGUUCUUCGAGGCGCUUUGAGAGAAGCUAUAUGAGCUGCAGCCAGCCACAUGAGUCGGCUGGCAUUUCGCGGGCCAUCAGUUUAUAUGUAGAUAAUGUAUAGAAAUGUACAAAGAG